Messenger RNA from Bactrocera latifrons, 2135 nucleotides. Its product is annotated as tachykinins. Bases 419 to 1492 code for a protein of 357 amino acids. NCBI's taxonomy places the organism in Eukaryota, Metazoa, Arthropoda, Insecta, Diptera, Tephritidae. The record is from RefSeq and is a predicted model, not a curated record. The transcript is spliced from 7 exons.
GUUCUGUGUGGCUCGCUGAUUUGCCUUAUUCGCCGCAGAUAUUUAACAUCCUGUUCCGUUUGAUCUGGCAUUCAGUUGUUGCAUACUCGUCAGCGUGUUCACAUUAGUGCUGUCAGAAAAGAGGGCGGACACAAAAUUUUAAAUAAAAUCAAAUGUGGCAAAAGAAAAAGCAACAUUGUUAAAAAGUCAGUCAAACGGUUCUGAGUUUCGAAAUUUUUGAAUUUGAUUUUUGCUUUAAAGUGCGAUAAAAAGACAAAUUUAAUCAAAUUACUGUAGUUUUGUGUAUGUGCAAAUUAAAAAGUGUGCACAAUAAAAUUUUCAAAAAAUUCUUGAAAACUGUCGCGGUUUAUUCUCAGCUUUCUCCACUCUUCCCAUCAAAAUUUGGAUCAAGAUCCAUUUGUGUUACGCAAAACUUUAAAUGGCCGUGCAAAAACUGAAAUGUCUCACUGGGCGUUGUUGUAAGUUGUUGCUUUUGUUUCUAGUUUGCAACGCCAUUGCAGCAACAAAUGGUACCGGAAGCGAGGCGUCGAUGCAUGAGAGUCAUAAUUACCCGACGACCAUAAACGAGCGGUCGAGACGUGAUGUUUCAGCGUCGGUCGACAGCACUACCACGCUCCAACCGUUGACCUACAACAAUGGUAACCUCAAUGCGGCUGAUAAUAAGGACAAACAUAAUUUGCCAUUUAAUUUUGUUGGCAAUCCACUGCGUACCUUAAACAUUGUGAAGCGCACGCCAAGCGGCUUUAUUGGGAUGCGCGGGAAAAAGGAAUACGAAUACACCGAUUACAGUAAUGCCAACAAUCUGGCAUUGGAUGAUGAUCGUACAGCCAAUUGGGACAUAGAUCCCAUGCAACGAGUUGCCUACGAAAAUGAGCUAAAUGACGUCUACGGUCACUUGUUAGCUUUGGAAUCACGGUUCAAGAAAGCACCCAGUACAUUCUAUGGCGUUCGAGGUAAAAAGUACAGUGACAACGAUGUAAAUCGUGUUAAUUCGUUAAUACGGCGUUUAGAAGAGGACCGUUUGCGUGAWGAGUUGACGCAGAAUUUCCUCAGAGAAUUAGUAAAUCGGCAAACAACACCACAGAAUGAUGUCACAAAGCGUGCACCAACUGGUUUCACAGGAAUGCGCGGUAAGCGACCAUCGAUGAUGGACUAUUUGUAUUACGACGAAGAUGGCAUGUUGACAGCGCCUUUCGUGGAGGAGAAGCGCGGUCCAGUCAAUGCAUUUAUGGGUGUACGUGGCAAGAAGGAUGCGGAUCAUCAGACGUUCAAGAGAUCUCCAUUAGAGUCUGGCAACCGGCGCAGCAAGUCUCAACGUUUUGUUGAUUUCAACAACAAAUUCGUGGCGGUGCGAGGCAAGAAGGGCGAUGACAAUAUGCCGCUACUGGCGCUGCACAGCAUGCGCGGCAAACGAGCUGUAGCCAAGCCAGCGGAAACGGAACACCCGACAUACAAAUUAGCAGUCGAUGACCUACACGCGCUCAAGAACUAAACUCGUAUCACCUGGUUUUGGGACAUACAUCAUACAGCGAGCUACAUACUAACGGAAAGCACGAUAUAAAAAAAUUAAAUAAAAGUUCCUCUCGUCGUCAACAUUUAAAUUUGCAAACAACUCAAAAAUACAUACAUACAAAAACACUAUUUACUAACACAUAUAAGAGGCUAAAUUUUCAACUGCGAGUACCUUGCAUACACACUAACAUUUGAUUCUCAAGUUCAAUGGGGUUAUUCACUGUGUGGCUCUUGGUGCGAUUGUAGAUUAUUUACAAAAACAAAAUAAAUAUUAUUAUAAGAAAUAUUGCUUUGUGUUUCUGACUGAAACGCCCUUAUUUAUUGUUUGUUAACACGUAUUUUCUUCUUCAAUUAUUAGCCUUUUAAGGGGAAUGGCUUGAACAAUCAUGGGCUGGAAUUGUUCAAGCGCAAAAACCUCAAGCGCGCUAUGAUUGAAGCUUUUAUAUUGCUUUUCCCCACAAAUAAAUGCUUUGUCUCCAACAAAAGACUAGAAGACUACCUAAUAAAAGAAUAAUAUUUAAAAAAAUUCAAAAUAAAUAUACAAAUUAAUAUAAGUAAGUAAAUAUGUGAAUUAUACAUAUUUUAAAUUAUAUUCAGUCUAGUAGUAAAUCAAUAAACCAUAA